Molecule: messenger RNA, 240 nt
Organism: Pseudocercospora fijiensis CIRAD86
Lineage: Eukaryota; Fungi; Ascomycota; Dothideomycetes; Mycosphaerellales; Mycosphaerellaceae
Exons: 1
Biological process (GO): anatomical structure morphogenesis; cell differentiation; regulation of transcription by RNA polymerase II
Molecular function (GO): DNA-binding transcription factor activity, RNA polymerase II-specific; RNA polymerase II cis-regulatory region sequence-specific DNA binding
Source: RefSeq, a predicted model, not a curated record
GAGCAACUGAAGAAGCCCACGAUGACCUACAUCUACAUUAUUGAUGAAAUACUCAUGAACAUUGAGGGAGGACAAGCCGAUCUGCAGACUAUUUACGACAAGAUACAGAAGCGGUGGCCUUUUUUCAAGUACAAGGUCAAUUCUGUUGGUUGGCAGAGCAGUGUUCGACAUAACCUGCUGCAAUCCGACCGCUUCGUGGAAGCCGGAAAAAGUGGCAAGGGCAAGUACUGGACGAUAGAC